GACGUGAGACGAACGCUCGGCCGACAGACGCGUCCGCGACACCGUGCAGGGUGGUUAUCGUUACGCUCAGUCCGCCCAACGAGCCGGAGUCUCUCCGAGAGAGCACCUCGCGAGGUAUCGCUCGGUUCUCCUUCGGCCGCUCGCGCGUGCAUAUUCCAACUGAUUUGUGGUUCUCGUCGCUCGGAUCGCGGCGGCCCGCCGAGUCUUAUUCGCGCGACGCGAAAUCUCGUCCCGGCAUUCCGUGAGAAUAGUCAGCGGCGAGUGCGACUUCGAGAGAGAGAGGUGUGAUUCUCGACGCGGCGAGGAGAGAGUACUCGACAGUGUUUGUGUGCCCGAGAGAGGGAUAAUAUCGUGAGGAUCGUUCCAGAGUGUGGAUCUACCUUAGUGUGUUACUUCGAAACGACGACGUUCUUCGUCCCCUCGCGACGGAUAUGUGGAGGUACGAGACGGUGCGUUUGAAAAGUGCACGAGUCGCAAGCCCACUGGUCGUCGUCGUCGUCGUCGUCGUCUAACUUUGUCACGGAAUACUCAUUUCACGCACGCUUCACGCACUUCUUCUCCCAACUGUCACCGAGGGGGGGGAAAAAGCGCGGAUCUGAACAUGCGAAGCGCGCUGUCGCGUGCAAUCGCCGAGUGGUUCGCGUGAUCGACGAGCGGCGAGCUCGCCGACGGGUGGCUUCGCUCGCCUCCGAGAAGGCGCCGGUCGCGUCCGCGUUCGCUGGCGUCGGGUCGCCGUCGCGUCGCCCGUUCCCCGUGAGAUCCCGGGGGAGAAAACUGUGAACCAAAUGAUCCGCCUGGCGAACUGCGUUCCCGACGCGAGAAACACGGGCUGGCUCCAUGGGACCGGCGCUACUCUUUCACCGACGGACACCAACGACCACGGCGCGCCGAGAGACGCGGAUCGAGUGUGAUCGUCGUUCCGAUUUGGCGAGACGCGAGAGUCGCGACCUCAUCGAUAGAUCGAUUCUACGGUGAUUGCCGAGCGUCCAGCGUCAAAAAUCGUCGUCGCUCCGGAUUUUCCGGGAAGGCUCGUCGCGAUGACGACGGCGUGAGCGACGGCACAGGAUCGCGAAGAAGGUGCGUGGGCUGCUGACCAGGAGGGUGUCAACGUGCAGUGCGUCGCGCUCAGGAUCUGCGGAGGAAAAGCGCGACACGAUCAAAGUGGAGUGUGGAUGUGGUGGAGGUGCGACGGUGGUGGAAGAGGUAGGUGGUUGUGGACGACUGCAGCGAGGUCGUCGCGGGCGAAAGUGCAACGACGGGUGCUGUGCCUCGUGCUUGUUGUUGUUGGUGACCGGUGGUUGUUGUAACACGGCCGAGUACGGACGCCCCGUGCCUAAAGUGACGGUGCCGUCGUCCGUCGUUCGCCGUCGUUGUUACCAUGGUUUCCACGUCCUUCGUGACCCUGGUGUUCUUCGUGUGCCUGCAAACGGUACUACUGUCGACUGUGAGCAACUGCGCGAAGACGAUCAGCAUGUACUGGAACACCACCAAUUCCAUAUUUCGAAUAGACAACACAGAUCACAUAAUUGACGUGAACAAAAACAACGCAAUGUUCGAAUAUGAUCAAGUCAAUAUAAUAUGUCCCGUGUAUCCGCCGGACUCGUACGUCGAUGACGAUGCUGAGAAGUACAUCAUUUACAACGUGUCCAAGGAGGAGUACGAGACAUGUCGGAUAACGAACCCGAGUCCGCGGGUAAUAGCGGUGUGCGACAAGCCGCGCAAAACGAUGUACUUCACCAUCACGUUCAGGCCGUUCACGCCGCAACCCGGGGGCCUCGAGUUCCUCCCGGGCCACGAUUACUACUUCAUCAGCACCUCGUCCAAGGACGAUCUCCACAGGCGCAUCGGUGGACGGUGCACCAGCCACAACAUGAAGGUCGUCUUCAAGGUCUGCUGCGGCAAUGAGGCCGAGACCUCCUCGUCGGCGACAUCGCGCAACAACUCCGUAGCCGUGACCAGCAGCACCGUGCCCAGCAGCAGCUCGACGAGCACCGCGGUUUUGGGCGGCUCCGCCGCUGGCCUGCCGCCCCCGCCACCGCCGCCGAUCGUCUACAGGGGCGGAGAUCGAUUCUACCCGGGGGGCAACAUUCAUCAUCAUCACGAGCAUCAUCAGCCUGGCACGGCGGCGCCGACUCUGGCCCAUGUGCCCCCGCCGGCCAUCUACCCCGUGCAUCCGCAUCAGCCGCAGCCGCCGAAUCACAAUGGACCGCCGUCCUCGAUCACGCCGCCCAAGACCUCGACCGGUCAGAAGAAGAAGAACAAAGAGUAUUCGGAUCAUCCGAACGAGGUGGUGAAGAACGAGGAGUUGACGUACAACGGCGCAAGUUCGUACGCUCUUACGCGAGCUCGGUACACGCAGAGUCUAAUCCUGGCGACGUGCAGCCUGCUGAUGAGCGCGUUGCUGCAGCAGCUGCUGCGGUGAAGCGACAGCACCGGCCAUGUACGAGGACGUCGUAUAUCCCAUGCGUCGAAACCCCUUCUUCUGUGAUUAUCCUACGUUUAAUUGAUUUCUUGAGAGGCGCGCGAGACACACACGCGCGUAUCUCGGCCGUCCCUCGAUCGUAGUGAGACACGCACGAUCCAUGGUCGCGCCGACUCGAGAGAUAGCAGAGAAGAGAGAAAAGACGGAGAGAACGAAAGAGAAAAAAAAAGACGAAGAUGAAGAACGAGACAAGCAGAGCCACGUCGAGAGAAGAGACACGCACGACACACGAGCGGCAACGCCAUAUUAAAUACAAUUAAGGAACUAGCGAAGUUCUAGGGUGGAAUACCGUAGAGCGAAGAGACGAGGAUUGGGCGGGAAAUAGAAGAGAGCAGAGAAGAAAAGAGAAGCGCUACUACUAGACACUACUUAUAGUACACGCCCACACUAUUAUCACUACUAUAAAUGGUAGUCGUAUUGGUUGUCCUUCUUAUCAUUACGCUAACUGUAGGUAUUUAUUCGAAUAUGAGAGAAAGAGAGAUAUGAGCCGAGAGUCGUAACAGCGUGCUAAGUAUCCUCGACCGAGAGCGAAAAGUGUAGGCGAAAGGACGUCUAUUAUGUAUUAGUAACCAGGGCUAUGUAACGAAUAACGUCAGAUCGCAUUCAUCAUUGAUUGAUCGAGCGAAUCUUUAAUUCGAGGAAGAAUGCCGCUUGGACUCGGCCAUCGACGACGAACGGUCCUUCGUUAAGGGGUCCUCGCUCGGGGCCGGCAAGGAAAUAGUUUGUCCUGAGUGCGAUCACGCAAGCGCGCCGUGCCUCGAGAAAAGAGUACCUGAAAAUCCUUGAAUGCUUUCGGUUCGCAGCCAAGAUGACAAUUCGGGAGCGAACGAUCGCGAUCUUUAUCGCCGAGCGGCUUCCGAGACCCUCGUAGAGAUUACUUGGACCCUCGAAGUCGUCGACGUAACGCGCCCUAGUUCCUCGAUGAUCGGAACGACUUGUACCGGGCGAAGGAUCAGAAGAGUCAGAAAGAAUCGUCUGGGAUUAAUAUCGUGUCUCUCGCGCGGGCUGAUCGCCACGGCCGCCCGGCCAAUCGCAGGACGCCGAGGACGAAGGAUCAUUCGAGUUCGCAUGCGAGAUCGCGAGUAGGAUAGUUAGCACGCGUGUAAAUAAAUUCCUAAUGAAUAUGUACAAGUGGCUCUUGUGGCUGCCUUGUAUGUCGCUGACGACAACGGGGAGUCGGGGAGAUUUAAGAAAGAGUGCCGUAUUUCUAGGUAAAUCUUACAAUAUGAAACGAGAAAGAAAGAGAGAACGCAUGGAUCAGAAAGUGUGAGCGUGUAUGUGCAUAAUGCGAUUAUUAUGUGAGCACCGUGCUCAUCGAACAAAUCGACACGGAGCCACGAACUUAUGCAAAUUGCUGCCACUACGACAGGUCUAAUUGCAUCGUUGUCACGAGUCAAGGAUAUAGCAUAUAGUAUCGUUGGCCGUUGAGUAAGGAAAGUAGCAUAGAUAAAGCGAGCGAGCGAGCAAGCGAAUAGAGAAUAUUGUGCGAGAGAGAGACUGAGUCGCGAAUCAAGUAAAAGACAGAUUUGUAUAAUAGCUGUACCAUACUGAGACUUCUAUCUAUAGAUCUGUAUCAUAUUUAUUAUCCGCUAUCAUUACGAAUAUUCAACACUCGAUAUUCUAUAUUUGCUAGUGAAAUAUCAAAUUUAAUAGCGAACAAAUUAACGUACUGCCGGCGCCGGGGGUGAAGCGGUGAUCGCGGCACGAACGAGCCCCCGGAGCCAAUUUCCCGUUCCCAACCGUCAUUUGUUGUUUCCCUCGUUUCUGAUUUCGUUCAGAUUAUCGUAAACAAUUAUGUUUCUAUUCAUUACUAUAUACCAUGUCUAAUUAGUUGAUCGUGUUUCCGAUUUAUACCAAUCUUUUUCUACGUUUUCCCUUUUUUUAUUAUUCUAUUUAUUAUUCACACAUUACCAGGGAAAAAGACUUGUGCGUGUACACGUUUCAUGCAUAUACACUCGCGGAUUCACCUUUCGCGUGAAGCCCAUGCAUGCGUGCGUGGCCGCGGCACGCAAAGGACGAAAGACGAAGCAGUGAGUAAUUUUUCGUUCGUGUCCACAAAAAAAUACAAUUGCGAGAACGCGACUGCACUAACGAAUUAUUGUAAAUACGAAUUUAUACGCAAAAAAUGAGUACCAUAGCGAGACGAGAGGAUGCAUGAUUGCGUAUUUACGAGUACGUGUGAGAGAAAGAGAGAGAAAAAGAGAUCCUUAUUCACAGAAUCUUAAGUAGUAAAAUGAGAAUUUUUACGCAUUGAAGACUACUCGACGCAAACCGAUUCGCUUUCGGAAAUUCAUUCAUAGUUCAUUGUCCCCACUCGCGUCUACGAUCGCGAGAGCUGCGAAUAACCACAAUUAGCCCAAAAUAAUAUGUUCGCGAAAUAAACGAAAGCUUCAGCAACGAUAUUGUAAGUUUGAGCGUUAUGCGAUAUCCAUUGGUUUGGAUUUUUCACUUCUGUUUUGUUGCUGCAACAGCAAUUAGCGACGAGUGAGCUAGUCGACGUCAAUCUUUCACGGUUUCAAUUUAUGGUUCGAUCGUUGAUUCGGAACUCACAUGUCUCGUUUAGAUAAGCGACGUUAAGCAAGAUGUAUUUGCAGACAAUCAUUAUUGUAUUUGAAAUUUGUCAGAUUAAGAGUGACUUAUUUAUGUUAUGUAUACUCGCCAUCCUCGAUCUUCCUGGUUGAAAUGUGCUGAUGCAAUUGUCGUUAUAGUCAGUACAGUAAUCUAUAAUCAUUUAUUAAUAAUAGAUGUCAAUUGUUGCAUCUACAUUCGAUUCUUUAGAUAUUCAUUUGAGCUAUGAGCACUUGUGAAUACUAAGGAUACUUUUCAGUUUCUUUCAACCAGAGUUCUUGGUACGCACCUAACAUUUUAUAGAACCUCGGAAUUCACUUUGCGAACGAACACGCUCGCUCGUUGCACCAUCAGUUGCAUUGUUGGGAAUUGCGAAAGUAUCACGGGACAGUCAAUCGAAUUUAUUUUUAAGUGAUGGCGAAGGAUAUAAACGGAAAUAGCGCCGCUCAAUCGAUCGUUCGCACGCGAAAGGGCGAAAGGGUACAUGGAUUCACGAUACACGCUGGGUACUCAUUCGCGCAGACGAUAUAAGUGAAUACGUUAUAACAAUAAUAUAGACUCGAAUUAUUCGACAUAGAAAAUAGACAAGGUCGCUCACUGCAAAACUCAUUCCUCUUUUUUUUAUUUUAUUUCCCCCCUUUUUUUGCGUCCAUCAUCCACCCAUCCACCGCACGUCCACACCGUUAUGUACACCCACAGACCCGUGCCGCAGACCGCGAGACGUGAGGCGUCCUGCUGCCUCGACGAGGAAAAGAAAAAGUAUUUUUUUAACAGCAGAUAGAGGGAACGCAUCUGCGAUGGGUUUGUUUGUUCAGAAACGUAUUAUGUAAAUAGAUGUAACGUGCGCGCGUACGCGGGAGGAUUCGACGCCGCCUGUAUUAACGAGUCAGAUCUAUAUUACGGUCCGCGCGCGCGCGCGCGAGAUCCGCGGAUCCGUCGAUGCGAGAUUUAAACGCGUGUAAAUAAACGUCCGAGAUAGGAUUUAAAGGGGAAAAAAAGAGAGAAAAGAGAAAAACGAGAACAGGAUACGCUUCACGUCCAUCCCGAGGAGGUCUGAGUUCCCGUCUGCUAUUACGUUCGGUAAUGCCACUUCACUUACGUAAUCAUCCACUCGUGUGCGUGUGCAAGAGAACAAGAAAGGAUGCGAGGCUCGCGCGCGGAUGUCUCUCCUGUUCUCCCUCUCUCUCUCGGGGCGAGGGGGGACACGCCGCGCGCGUUCUCACGCGUCAAAAGAAAAAAAAAAUGGAAAAAAAAGGAAAACUUGUUCCUCUCUUCUCGAGAUUGAGGGUAAAAUAUCCGCCGCGCUGACAAGCACGGCCGCGCGGUUUGUAAUGAAUGAAUUAAUUAAUUAAUUAACGAGUUAAAAAAAAAAGAGGAUAAAGCGAAUUUCGAAUAAAUAUGCGUCGCUGUAAAUAAACAAAUUAACGAUAAAAUAAACGGUAAACACGAUGAAAUUUAUAUUAAAGUGCAUAGCGAAUAACGAGAUAGGUUUCUAAUAACGGUUUAUUAUAAAAAUAAGAAAAAAAAUGUGAAUGUAUGUUGAUGUCUAAGAUUUUUAAUGAGAAUGGAGAGGACGCAGAGCGGUUAAUUGUAAACUACACGAUUACCACUAUCCGUAACCGGAGUACGCAAAGUACUAAUUAAACAGGAAAGCAGGCUCAGAGGGCGGAGCAACACUUAGCCAGAUCGUGAUUUCUCACGUUGCAUAUAUUAUUUUGUAACCGGAGCGUACAGGACCCAUACAUACACACUCUCGACGUCACGGCUAGCAUACGCGGCAUCUCUAUCGCGAAACGCGGCGACGGACUCGUUCUUGUGAGUCGUCACAAAAAGUCGAAAAAAAAUUUUGAUUAAUACUCGCGUGUACAACUAAUCAAGAGGAGGGAAACGACGAGAGGAAAAAAAAACGCUGAAAAGCGGUAGAUAAAAAAAAUAACAUUUUUAUUUAGCUUCCUCUCCGAGAGACGCCGAUCUCGAUCCGUAGAUCCCAUUAAUUUCGCUUCGAGUCCGAUCAAGGCUGUCCGGGCACGUUUUUAAUAGCGACCAUCCGUUUUUGCGACACUCUUUCUCGCGCGGACGAUUAUUUUGUCGAGCGCGGCGCGUCCUGUGAUUAAUGAGACGCGACGUUCGCGCGGCCGCGAUAUACUCGGAAUAUUAAUUAAAAAUCUCGUCGGUGUCUACGAGCCAGGGCUCGUUAACGAGCACGCUCGUCGUUUCCGCGCGUCGCGCCGCGCCGCGCCGCUCGGCUCGGCCGCCGCGUAUGGUAUCCUUGGAACGGGACCUUAUAGAUUGCGUGUGUUCACCAGUAUGCACAUUCAGUACCAGUCGUUCAUUACGAAGCAUUACAGGAUACAAUACAAAGUAGCGUAGCGUUCAUAACGGUAGUCCACUAUAGCGAAAUAGUAUUUAAACGAGCAGCCGCCGGUUGCAAAAGAAAGAAAGAAAGAAAGAAAACAGGAAAAUAUCGCCAUAAUCAACCGAAAAAGAGAUAGAACAGCGCAUGGAGAAAAGAGGGAAAUAAGCGUAAAUAAAUUUUUCGUGUAAAGGGUAGACGUAACAAGCGGACGCAAGACACAUUACGCGUAGACGCGGAACCGCGGAAACUGCGCGAAAGAUCGCAUACGCGUGAUAUGGGGGAGAAGGAGAGAGAGAGAAUGAGGCAGAGCGAGAGAAAGGUGAUCAAGAGCGCGAGGGGAGAUAAGGGUGAAGCACACGGUAUAUCUAAAAAACCGCGUUCGUGUAAGCGCAACGUACACCACGCGUGCAACGUGGAUGUAUGAGAGUGAAAAAGAACGGGGGGGGGAGGGGAGGGAAAGAGGAUGUACGUGAUCUUACGCGAGGGAGCGUAGGCUCGUCGGUGUUACACAAUUUAUGUAGGUAUAUUCUAUAUGUAUGUCGAUAUAUAGCGAAAUAUAUAUCGAUGGCAAACGAAAGUAAUUUAAAAAGUGGAAAGGAAGAAAUGGAAAGAUUUCGUGCGUCGGGCCGGGGGGGUUGUAAGCUGUAUCGUAUUUCGUUUCGAAACAUCCUGUACGAAUUCAUCCCUGUUUGCUCGGGAGAGUCGGAGGGACAAGACAGUCCGAAAAAGAGACGCUCGCCAAUCGCGAAAUCGCACAGGAAAAAAAAUUAGUAUCAGAUCAACAAUCAUUGCCUCAUGUGUAAGCAAGAGUCUCUAAAAUCUUCUCGAAAGAAUUUGAAAGAAUCUUAAAUAGACAUAACUUGCUUACAAGGACGGAACUUUUGACUUUUUUGAAUGUAGAGUACAAUUUCAUUUAAAUGGGAGAAAAAGGGGGUGAUCUCAACAUGCAAAUAUUCUUUUCUCUUUUGUUGUAACGUGCAACGUGGAUAUCCCCCUGAUCAAAUAUUGCUUUUUUGUCAAAUUACUUAAAAUUUAAAAUUUGUAAAAAAUUAAAAUAUUGGCAAAUUUUUACGGGAUAUGGAGGGAUCGUAGAGAGAUACCUGUUAGCAUUGGUAAUAUUAAAUUAAUUUUUAAUUUAAUUUCAUGAUGACUGUUGAUUUGAUACUAAUUUUUUUUUCAGUGUGUCGAUUGCAUCAAUUUCUCAAAUUUAAGCAUCCCGCGACUUUCGUCCGCUUUCAAUAUUUCCCGGGUAUUUGUUGCCGCAAUAAACGUCACGAGUCAGAAUUAUAUAGUUUCGGUGAUUAAAGAAAAGUGUUUCUUAACGCGAGCAAUAUUUGUCUUUCGAUUUAAUGAGCGCCGGUUACAUUACACUCUUCGCUAAAUUAUUAUCGUAAUUCACGGUGAAUUGUGUAUCGAAGUUAAGAAGCGGACCGUCCUAUCUUACGAUCCUGCUGUUAGUACAAAAACGAGAUAUACGCACCGAGAAAAAAAAAUUGUUAAAUUUUUCAACUUGAUUAAAUUUGUUCAAUUCAAAUAUCUUGUAUUUAAAUUAAAUAUAUAAAUGCUUGAACUGAAGAAAUUUAAUUUGACUUAGAUACAUAUACAUUUGGAGAAAUUUAAUCAAGUUGAAAAAUUUUGUCAACUCAACAAUCAGUUUAGUCAAAUUAACUUUUUUUUUCUCGGUGCGCGAUUUAUUCCACUUGCGUCACAUAAAUCGCGAGCAAAUAACAGUAUUUGACAACUGAUCCGUCACUUCGGUUCUAUUUAACCCUCCGUGGUUCAACUGGAGAUUUGAAAACAUAGAUAACUUUUCACUUUCAAAUUGAAAAUUGAAUAAAUCUUUUGCAACUAUUUUGCAUGAUUUACUUAUAUUCGAGGAUGUUAAUAACUACACAUAUCGGUCUCAAAAACGUGGAAGGCUUUAUCGACCUAAAAGACGUGGUUCCUAAAUCUUAAUACAUUCGCGCUUUCUGCCUAUUUUAAUUGAGCGCUCAAACCUGACCAUUAUACUUCACGCCAUGAAAAGAGGCCUAAAAACUUUCAUCUAAAAAGAAACGUUUUCAAUCAAUUUAAUAUUCCUGCUAUUGUUACCAAAUCUAUAACUAAAGAACACUAAUUAAUAUAAAAAAAAACUCAAAUAAUUUCUUUAAUAAUAUAAAUAUAACAUAUUUUUCAUUUGUACGUAUAUAUUACGUCAAGUAUAAUCGAGCAAAACAACUAUCCUAUUCGAAAAGCAAUUCUUCCCGAAAUAAGCUGCCAUAUUUAAUAAUCGUCAUCAAUUUUCGAUUCAAUACUUAAUGCGUGACUAAUAGAAAGCAGAUAAAACUGGAAGCAAUCAUCCAUAUAAAAAAGACCAAUCAUUUUCAGUACAUCCGAAGAAUAAAAAAGAGGAGAAUAUUAUUUCAACGAUUUUGACAGGUAUUACUAUUGCGUGCGUUUGGUAAACAACGAAUUUUUCCGUAAUAAACGUACGACUCGCGUUUCCACUGUGGGCUAUGCAAUAUUCUCCACAUCGGAGGAUUAAGGGCUGUCGAUAAGCGCGACGUGAUGUCGCCGUUGAUAAUUUUAAGUUUGCUUUAAUAUUGUAAAAAUAAUUAUAUUCUUCGCACACGCAAGCUACUUUCUAGUCGACACAGUUAUGUGUUCACUAUAUAAUAGCUAUAAGUUUCAGUGUCACAUUUUAUAUAACGUGAAAGUUGCAGCAAUGUUGUAGUUACAUUAUAAUCUCGCCCUUUUUCAAAAGUACGAUGAUGAUACAUUUACAUCAUCUUAUUACAAUUAAUUACCUUUUUGCGUAAAGUUUAUAUAGUUUUAAUGUUUAAAUUCUAUGUUGAAGCAUCACAUAUUUGUUACAUAAUUAAUAUGUAGUGUUUACACAUUUAUAUAAAAAAAGCAAUAGAUACAAGUAAUUAUAAAUAUCACGAAAUAUUUGUUAGGUCUUGUUUAUAUAAAAUAUUAUUCCCCCAAAUUAUAUAGCGGUUACAAAUUGUGUCGACUGGGUUUUGCCUUCUAUUUUGUUUUGUACGAACACACGAUGAAGGUAACGCAAGACCCGCUUUAUUCGUGAUAGCGUAACUGACAUUCAAAUCUAACGUACGUAAAUCGUUAACGCACCGUUCAAAUGUUUCUAUAUGUAAAGUUUCUCGGACUGUUAUGUAAGAGAUCACACACAGUAAGCAAAAAAAAAAUAAAUAAAUAAAUAAGGUAAUCGCGGUGAGAAUAGCACGAACGUUUUCAACAUAUGGUUCAUUCUUUCCUGCGUUGCAUAUCUGACGGAGAUUCAGUCGCAUUACGCUUUAGGAGUUACGUUACCAUGCGCAUUUGACAAUUUCCUAAACGAGGAAAUUUCACGGAGGCUAACAGCGGGAUGUAACAUCCUCUCGGAAUAACACCGAUCCAUAUCUAACGUGCAACGAGCGUCAAUUGCAUACCGAAGACGCGUCUCUCUCCGCGAUCAUUGUAACACUUCCGUUUCUUUCGACGACGGAAGAAAAUCAUCAGCGUGCAAUGUACGGCGAAGUACGGAGUUGGACGUGUAAGAUUAGUAUUUUCGAUAGCAAUAAAACAAUCGCUCUCGACUGCCGUGCAAUGAAGCAACAAUAUCUAUCGGUUUCGCGGAUAUCUGUUAGGAAGAAAAAAAAAGAGCACAUUUCGUUGCGAUAGGAAUAAACGGAAGAGCAAGUGAUUUAUCGACCAAGAGCAACGGAAUAAGCGCGCCCGCGCCCAACUCCGCUUCGCGCUUGCGACAGAAAGAGCGUCGUCGGGUUUCAGGCGGUUUUGUCAAACGCGAGGCUCAUUUAUUAUUAGAUUCUAGAUUAAAGGCGACUCUUUGAUACUUUGAUAAAUCUGGCUGGUUUCCAAGGCGAGUGAAUUUACGAGGGAAAGACUGGCAAUCAGCGCGGGGACGCGAAGACCCCGCGAGGAGUGCGACAAGGGAGGUAG
This is a messenger RNA of Solenopsis invicta (red fire ant), 11348 nucleotides long. It is a transcript of the gene Ephrin, whose product is annotated as ephrin-B3. The record is from RefSeq and is a predicted model, not a curated record. Gene Ontology annotation, cellular component: plasma membrane. The transcript is spliced from 5 exons. Gene Ontology annotation, molecular function: ephrin receptor binding. The coding region runs from base 1379 to 2422 and encodes 347 amino acids. Gene Ontology annotation, biological process: axon guidance; ephrin receptor signaling pathway. Lineage: Eukaryota; Metazoa; Arthropoda; Insecta; Hymenoptera; Formicidae.